Dictyostelium discoideum AX4 is the source of this 816-nucleotide messenger RNA. RefSeq lists its product as hypothetical. Bases 1 to 816 code for a protein of 271 amino acids. The record is from RefSeq and is a predicted model, not a curated record. The transcript has 3 exons. NCBI's taxonomy places the organism in Eukaryota, Evosea, Eumycetozoa, Dictyosteliales, Dictyosteliaceae.
AUGAAUUCAUUAAUUAAAAGAGUAGAAAAGAUACAAAAAGAAUGUGUGGAUGCUGCUGAUAAAAAUAAACAAUUAAAUGCAGAUGGUACAACAGAUGCAUUCACAUUAUUAAGACGUAAAAUUGGUUUAGAUAUUAAAGGAAUUAGAGAAUUAAUUAAAGAAAGAGAUGAAGCAGAAGCAAGUUUAGGACCAGGAACAGUUAGAACAGUACAAUUAUCACAUCAAGUUAGAACAGCAAUUAUAGAUGUUAAAGGAGAAUGUAAUAAAUUACAAAGAAUGCACGAUAAAUCAGAAGAAAGAUAUAAAAGAAAGAAUAAAGAAAAUCCAGAGAAACAAAAGAAAUUAGAUUUAACAAGAGAAACAUGUGAAUUAGCAUGGGCUCAUGUAAAAGAAUUAGAAUUACAAAAUAAACAAAGAGGUGGUGAUGGUAGUAAAUUCAUUCCAAGAGACCAUAAUCAAUCAUCAUCAAAUGCAUCUGGUACAAAGCAAUUACCAGAUUUAGAUAAUGAUGACUUUAAAGAAUUACUUAGAAAUGAUAAACAAAUUGAUGGUGUUUUAGAUCAAAUCUCUGAACAAUUGAAAAUCACUGAAAAUAUUGCAAAUGAAAUGGGUAAAGCUGCAACUAGACAAGGUGUCCUUUUGGAUACUCUCAAUGAUAAAGCUGAUGUUUUAGAUGAAAAAUUGGAAAAUAUAAAUAUUCGUCUUGGAAAAAUGAUUAAAGAUAUUCGUAAAGCUGAUAGAUUCAUUAUUGAUGUCAUUUUAAUUGUAGUUUUAUUAGGUAUUAUUGGUGCUAUCGUUAGUAUUGUUAGAAAAUAA